Recurvomyces mirabilis is the source of this 1404-nucleotide messenger RNA. RefSeq lists its product as uncharacterized. The coding region runs from base 1 to 1404 and encodes 467 amino acids. The record is from RefSeq and is a predicted model, not a curated record. Lineage: Eukaryota; Fungi; Ascomycota; Dothideomycetes; Mycosphaerellales; Teratosphaeriaceae. The transcript is spliced from 3 exons.
AUGCGUUCCAACAUGAUCGUGGCUGCGGCCAUUGCUCGCAUGGCUGCUGCGGCACCAGCACCCCAGCAGUUCGAUUUCGCUGCUGUCCUUGAGGCGCCCUCCCCAUCAGCCACUGGUCCUCCUCUCACCGUCAUCGCCAACGCUACCGCUGUCUUCAGUGUGGACACAGCAUCUCUUGCCGCCUCCAUCUCCUCCGAUGUAACGAGUGCCGCCACGGCCAGCAUUACCGGCGAGUCCGCCAGCGCUGCCUCAACCCAGGAGUCUGUCUCCGCCGUCGAGAAGCGAGGCUGGAGCUGGGGUACCGCCACCACUACCACGUCCUCCGUGCAGAAGACCAGCACCAGCAGCGUCAAGUCUAGCAGCAGCACGAGCAGUGUUAAGUCGUCCAGCUCGUCUACCGUUUCUUCUGCAAUCCCAACGACCUCUUCCACCUCCACCACUCAGCAGCAGAGCAGCACCUUGACCUCUUCGUCGAGCACUGCUUGCCCUACCACCCCAGAGGCUGGCACAUACUGCGGUUUCAUCAACCCAGAGGACCCUUGCGCUCCUCAGCCCGACGGCUAUGGCCCAAAGGCGUCUCCUGACACCGUUGCUGCUUUCCAAGCCGACUCUGAGCUCCACAAGAUGGCCCUGAACGCCGUCACCCCAUCGACUUACGAGCGUGUCUUCGUCGACCUCAAUGCAUCGACCAGCGCCAACAGCUACCUCGCCUUCAAGACUCUGCAGAGCUAUGACGUUGCUGGUUGCGCCAACUACUGCGACACCACCGACCUCUGCACGGCCUUCAACAUCUACAUUGAGCGUGACCCCAGCCUCAACCCAACCAAGAACGGAGAUUCUUCCAACUCCACUGGCGAGUACUGCCCCAACCCAUCCUCAAUCACAAACUACAAGUGCUCCAUCUGGGGAUCGUCGAUUGAUGCCUCGUCCGCCACCAACGCUGGUGACUACCGUGAAGACUUUCAGGUCGUCAUCGUUGGAAGCAACGGCUACGACAAAACAAACAACACCACCCCAGCCGCUCCCCCAGGCUACGACGCCCCCAGCAACUGCACAGGUGGCGCCAUCAACUCUGGUGGCUCGUACUGGCUCGGCAGCAACUUCUUCCCCGGUCCCUUCAACCCUUCUGCCUGUGGCAUCUACGCCAAAGCCCAGGGUGACUUGAACAAGCAGAGCGCCAAGGCUAAGGGUGCUAAGAGCUACACUCCCGUCAACAUGUUCAACGCCUACACCAUCCACAAGAACGGCGUUGCUCAGGGGACAUACUGCACCAUCUUCGAUACCGUCCUCUCGCCAGCAUACGGCAAGACUGGUUUCCGUGGCGGCUGGUCUGGCAACAACUUCCUUGGUGUCGCUCAGUCGUGGGCUUUCUCCUUGUCUGAGCAGGACAGUGGUACUUGGUAG